Molecule: messenger RNA, 2051 nt
Organism: Dioscorea cayenensis subsp. rotundata (Guinea yam)
Lineage: Eukaryota; Viridiplantae; Streptophyta; Magnoliopsida; Dioscoreales; Dioscoreaceae
Product: alpha-dioxygenase 1
Exons: 10
Coding region: 32-1924 (630 amino acids)
Biological process (GO): response to oxidative stress
Molecular function (GO): oxidoreductase activity, acting on single donors with incorporation of molecular oxygen, incorporation of two atoms of oxygen; peroxidase activity; heme binding
Source: RefSeq, a predicted model, not a curated record
AAAAUAAAUAAAACACCUUGAAACUUUAGCCAUGAGCUUGUGCCUUGUUAAACCUUUCAUCCACCCUUCAUUCCAUGAAGUUCUCAAGCACAUGAGCUUUGGAGACAGGCUUAGUUUCCUUGCUGUGCACACUAUUGAUAAGCUUAAUCUAUGGCAUCGAUUACCGGUUCUUUUGGGUUUGCUAUACUUGCAAGCUCGUCGAACUCUUCAUGAGAAGUAUAACUUGAUUAUGGUUGGAGAAAGGGAUAACACUCCAUUCAACCCUGAUCAAUAUCCUUACAGGACUAGCAAUGGUGAGUAUAACAACCCGGAGAGUGUGAAAGAAGGAAGUCAACUUACCUUCUUUGGCAGGAACAUGCCUCCCAUGGAUCAAAAAGACGAAUUGAUGAGCCCUGAUCCUGUUAUGGUGGCUGCUAAGUUUUUGGCAAGAAGAACUUUUAAGGACACAGGAAAACAGUUUAACGUGAUUGCUGCUUCUUGGAUUCAGUUUAUGAUUCAUGAUUGGAUUGAUCAUUUGGAAGACACUCAACAGGUAGAACUCGUUGCUCCACCAGAAAUAGCAAGUGAAUGUCCACUGAAAUCUUUUAAGUUCUUCAAGACAAAAGAGGUCCCAACAAAUGCUCAGGGAAUUAAGAGUGGACACUUGAAUAUAAGAACACCUUGGUGGGAUGCAAGUGCAAUCUAUGGAAGUGAUUCAAACAAAUCAUCAAAAGUGAGGAGCUUUGUGGAUGGGAAGCUUAAAAUUGGAGAUAACAAUCUCCUUCGACAUAUGCACAACGGCAUUGCACUCUCUGGAGAUAUCCGAAACAGUUGGGCUGGAGUCUCAGUCUUACAAGCUCUUUUUGUCAAAGAACAUAAUGCUGUCUGUGAUGCACUUAAGUCAGAGUAUCCUAAGCUCACUGAUGAUGAGUUAUACCACUACGCAAGACUAGUGACUUCGGCUGUGAUUGCAAAGAUUCAUACUAUUGAUUGGACUGUGGAGCUCCUCAAGACUGAUACUAUGAAUGCUGGCAUGCAUGCUAAUUGGUAUGGACUGCUUGGAAAAAGAUUCAAGAGUAUAUUUGGACAUGUAGGAGGGACGGCAUUGGGAGGGCUUGUUGGAUUAGAUAAACCCAAUAACCAUGGAGUACCUUAUUCUUUGACAGAAGACUUCACAUCGGUUUAUAGAAUGCACUCUCUCCUUCCGGACACUCUUACACUUAGAAACAUCAAUGCAAAUCCUGGUCCUAAUAAAUCCCCUGCAAUCCUUGAAGAUAUCAAGAUGGAAGAACUGAUAGGUAUCAAGGGAGAGGAAAGUUUAGCUUCAAUUGGAUUUGAGAGGCAAUUAGUGUCAAUGGGACACCAAGCUAGUGGUGCUCUUGAGCUUUGGAACUAUCCUUUGUUCUUUAGAGACUUAGUUGCACAAAAUGUUGAUGGCACUCCAAGGCCUGAUCAUGUUGAUUUGGCUGCACUUGAAGUGUAUAGAGAUAGAGAAAGGAAUGUGCCAAGAUACAACCAGUUUAGAAGAGGAAUGCUAAUGAUUCCUAUAAGCAAAUGGGAGGACUUAACUGAUGAUAAAGAAGCCAUUGAAACUCUAAGAGAAGUUUAUGGUGAUGAUGUUGAGAAGCUUGACCUUAUUGUUGGUCUCAUGGCUGAGAAGAAGAUUAAGGGCUUUGCUAUCAGUGAAACAGCUUUCUUUAUCUUCAUUAUCAUGGCAUCAAGGAGGUUGGAGGCUGAUAGGUUCUUCACAAGCUACUUCAAUGAGAAGACAUACACAAAGAAAGGGUUUGCAUGGGUUAACAACACUGAAAGCUUAAGAGAUGUGAUCACAAGACAUUUCCCUGAAAUCACUACUAAAUGGUUGAACUCAACCAGUGCUUUCUCUGUUUGGGAUUCACCUCCAAACUCCUUCAAUUUCAUCCCACUCCUUCUUCGCAUUCCUUAAAUUUAUAUAUAUAUAUAUACUAAUAAUGUUUCAUUAUAUAUCUUUCAUGUGUGUUUUAGUUUGUUUAAAUUGUUUGUUCUUUUGUGAAAAUGUAAUGAAGUCGUAAGUGUGCAUGAUAAUGACCAAU